AUGGCUUUUUUUGAACUCUGUAAAGUGGACAAUUCUGCGAAAAAAUUAUUAUAUUGUGGAGUUCCAGCCUAUUAUGUCUGGAGAAAACACCAGUUUCACAGAAGAAAACAAGGAAAAAUUGUGCCAGGUUAUUUAGGUAUAAAAAAAGAUCAUGUUUUAGGCAGAGUGUAUACUGUUCAUCCUACCAAUACUGAAUGUUAUUACCUCCGUCUUCUUUUGCAUGAAGUUCGCGGUCCAGAGUCAUUUACGGCUUUAAGAACUAUAAAAGAUGUAAUCUAUCCUACAUUUCAAGAAGCUUGCAGAGUAAUGGGAUUGCUCGAAGACGAUGCUCAUUGGGAUCAAACUUUAGCAGAAGUCUCAAUUUCUGAUUCAUCUUACAAAAUACGUGAAUUGUUUGCUGUUAUGUUAGUUUUUUGCCAAGUUGGAGAUCCGAUUAAAUUAUGGGAUAAAUAUCGAGAUAAUUUCACGGACGAUAUUAAAAGACGAAUGAGUAGGAAUCGCGAAAACUCUGAGUUAGAUGUUGAUAUUGUUUACAAUCAAUGUUUGAUUAAUCUUGAAGAUAUGGUCAUUGCUAUGUCAGGUAAGACUCUUUUACAAUUUGGUCUCACUUCACCAUCUCGAGAACAAGAACCUGGUAUUAUUAAUCAACAAUAUUUAAAUGAAUUAGCUUAUGACACUGAUAAGUUAACCAAAGAAGUGAUAAAAAGUGUUCCGAUACUGAAUAAAGAACAGAAAGAAGCAUAUGAAUCUAUAUUGAAUAGUGUCGUUUCUGAUUCUGGACGAUUGUUCUUCCUUGAUGCUCCUGGUGGAACGGGAAAAACAUUCUUGAUUAAUUUGUUGCUUGCGAAAAUGAGAAGUAGAAAAAGUAUUGCUAUUGCUGUUGCUUCUUCAGGAAUUGCGGCUACUUUAAUUGACGGAGGCAAAACAGCUCACUCGACAUUUAAAUUACCUCUUGAAAUGAAUCAUUCUGAUAAUAUUCUAUGCAAUAUUUCAAAGCAGAGUUAUAUAGCUCACGUUAUCAGAGAAGCAAAACUGAUAGUAUGGGAUGAAUGCACUAUGGCUCACAAAAAUGCUAUUGAAGCUCUCAACAGAACUCUUAAGGAUAUAAGAAAUAGUGACCGAAUAAUGGGUGGAAUAACUGUUGUUUUAGCUGGUGACUUCAGACAAACUUUACCUGUUGUACCACGAGGUACACGUGCAGAUGAAGUCAAAGCCUGUCUCAAAUCCUCAUUUUUAUGGCCUCAUGUUAACGUACUGUCUUUGAAAAUUAAUAUGCGCGUUCAUAUACAACAUGAUUUGAGAGCAGAAGAAUUUUCAAAGUUACUCAUUGAUAUAGGGAAUGGACAAAUUUCAGAAGUUGACGGACGAAUAAGUAUUCCGGAUAACCUAGGUGAUAUUGUUGAUGAUUUAACUACAUUAACUGAUAAAAUAUACCCAGAUAUCAAUAAAAUUGGAGUUAAUUGCUCUUCAUGGCUAAAAGAAAGAGCUAUUCUGACUCCAACGAAUCAUUCAGCGAAUAGCAUUAACAACUAUCUUAUAGAAAAGCGAUCAACUAAUCAAAUGAAGUAUAAAUCUAUUGAUACAGUCGUAGAAGUUGAUGAUGCUGUCCAUUAUCCUGUCGAGUUCUUACAUGCACUCAAUCCACCCGGAAUACCAUCUCAUAUUCUCAAUCUUAAAAUUGGAGUACCAAUAAUGUUACUGCGCAAUUUGAAUCCUCCAAAACUAUGUAACGGUACCAGACAACAAGUGAAAAAUUUACAUAAAAAUAUUAUUGAAGCUACAAUUUUAACAGGUAAACAUGAAGGAGAAAUCGUAUUUAUUCCAAGAAUUCCUUUGGUUCCACCUGACUACCAUUUCAACUUCAAACGUCUACAAUUUCCUGUUAGGGUUUGCUAUGCUAUGACUAUCAAUAAAGCGCAGGGGCAGAGUUUAAAAUUAGCUGGUGUAGAUUUGAGACAUGAUUGUUUUUCUCAUGGUCAGUUUUACGUGGCAUGCUCAAGAGUCAGUUCACCGGACAACUUGAUUAUUCUUCAACCAGAAAAAAAGACGAAAAACAUUGUCUACAAGGAAGUUUUAAGUUUGUAA
Microplitis demolitor is the source of this 2085-nucleotide messenger RNA. RefSeq lists its product as uncharacterized. Gene Ontology annotation, biological process: DNA repair; telomere maintenance. The transcript has a single exon. The record is from RefSeq and is a predicted model, not a curated record. Gene Ontology annotation, molecular function: DNA helicase activity. NCBI's taxonomy places the organism in Eukaryota, Metazoa, Arthropoda, Insecta, Hymenoptera, Braconidae. Bases 1 to 2085 code for a protein of 694 amino acids.